Messenger RNA from Leptinotarsa decemlineata (Colorado potato beetle), 1448 nucleotides. RefSeq names its product Heterogeneous nuclear ribonucleoprotein at 87F. Gene Ontology annotation, molecular function: mRNA 3'-UTR binding. Gene Ontology annotation, biological process: mRNA splicing, via spliceosome. NCBI's taxonomy places the organism in Eukaryota, Metazoa, Arthropoda, Insecta, Coleoptera, Chrysomelidae. The record is from RefSeq and is a predicted model, not a curated record. Gene Ontology annotation, cellular component: catalytic step 2 spliceosome.
GGCGAUAAACUGGAACCUGAGCAAUUCCGUAAACUUUUCAUUGGCGGCUUAGAUUUCCGUACUACUGAUGACUCUCUGAAAAAACAUUUUGAACAAUGGGGCGAAAUAGUCGAUGUAGUAGUGAUGAAAGAUCCUACCACCAAACGAUCCAGAGGAUUCGGAUUUAUAACCUAUUCGGAAGCUCAUAUGGUAGAUGAUGCACAGGCCGCCCGGCCUCAUAGAGUUGAUGGUAGAGUAGUGGAACCUAAAAGGGCUGUACCCCGACAAGAAAUUGGACGACCUGAGUCUGGUGCAACAGUUAAAAAAUUAUUUGUUGGAGGAAUGAAGGAAGAUGUCGAAGAAGAAGAUUUAAAAGCACACUUUGAAAAAUAUGGAAAUAUUUUAUCUUGUACUAUCGUUACUGACAAAGAAACAGGAAGGAAGAGAGGAUUCGCUUUUAUUGAGUUUGAAGACUAUGAUUCAGUUGAUAAAAUUGUUUUGCAACGUAAUCAUAACAUCAAAGGCAAGCAUGUUGAUGUCAAGAAGGCUUUGAGUAAGGCAGAAAUGGAUCGUUCUGGUGGGGGUGGUGGGCCUGUAGGACCAAGAGGAGGCGGACGUGGAGGUGGUCAAAUGGGAGGUAGAGGGGGUAAUUUCAACCAGGGUGGCAAUUGGAACAGUCGGGGCGGACAAGGCGAUUGGAAUGCACAGGGCAAUAUGGGAUAUGGCGGUGGCGGCCCAAGCGGAAAUAGCGGCGGCGGCCCGUGGAGCCAACAGGGACCUUGGGAUAAUCAAAGCGGUGGAGGCUGGGGACAGCAAGGAGGAGGUUACAGUGCUCCUGGGCCAUGGAAUCAAAGCGGAGGCGGAAGUGCAGGGCAAGAUUCUUUUGGUAACAAUUAUCAACAGAGUUAUGGAGGGGGUGGCCCUAUGAGAAACAAUUAUCAACAACAGAGACCUGCUCCAUAUAAUACUGGAGGUUAUGGAGGUGGAUUUUCGAAUGGUGGCAAUCCAGGUGGCCCCAGGAGGUUUUAAAACGUAAGUGCACUGAUACACUGCUAAUGAAAACAUUAUUUUAAGGCAGUGCCAAGUGUACAGGUACUUAUUUGUACUGCUGCUCUGAGAGCAUGAAAAUACACAAUUAUAAAAUUUUGAGUAAAUAAUAAAAGUUUUAGAACUGAAUGAUUAUUAAAAAAAAGUUCGUAAUUGUGGAAUUGAUAAAUACUGCACCUUAACAAAUGGAAAUGAACAACCAUAUUUCUAAAAUUAAUUUGAUUCUGCUCAUAACAUUAUAAUUUUCGAUUGGUAGUCAAAUAAUUAAGGCAAGUAUGCCUAUAUAUAAGGAAUUUGGUGUUUGUGUAACAGUACAUUUAGGAUAUUUCUUUAGAGUUAAUGAACUUUUAUUUCUCAACUUCAUGGUAGUUUUAGGUUAUUAUGUAAAAUGUAAUGAGAAUAUUAAAGGUUUGAUUAUUCUA